Strigops habroptila (Kakapo) is the source of this 2725-nucleotide messenger RNA. RefSeq names its product isochorismatase domain containing 1 (gene ISOC1). The record is from RefSeq and is a predicted model, not a curated record. Bases 533 to 1429 code for a protein of 298 amino acids. Lineage: Eukaryota; Metazoa; Chordata; Aves; Psittaciformes; Psittacidae. Gene Ontology annotation, cellular component: cytoplasm. The transcript has 5 exons.
GCUGCGCCCGUCCCCACCGCCCGCCCUGCCUGCCAGCCCGCCGCCGCGCCCGCCCGACGGGGCACCGCGGCUCCGGCACCCUGCCCCUCAGCCCGGCGGCGUUUGGGCGCGUCCCGGGAAGGACGAGCCGGGCCCGACCUGGCUAAGCCACGACGCGGCCGCCCCAGCGGGAGGAGCCCGAGCCCGCCGCCUGCGCUCCCCCACGGGACCCGGGCUGUCCCCGCCGAAGAACAGGGGUCUGCUCCUCCCGCCACCCGCCUGAGGGGCGGGCAGCCGGCCUCCGAGGAACAGCGGCAGACGGCGGGAGAGCCACUGCCCGCCUGACUGGGGCGCCCCGGAGACGCGCCCACCCCCGAGGGCUCGCGGUGCUGCGCCAGGCCCCAUGGCGAGGAGGAGGAGGAGCAGGAGCAGCUGCAGCCGGGAUUGGGGGCCGCCGGCACCGCCCGCCCGGCCGGAGGGAGGAGGCGGCGAGAGGAGGAGCGGCGGCGGGGCCGCAGCGAGCUGGGUGGGCUGAGCGCGGCUGCCCCUGAAGAUGGCGGCGGCGGCGGCGGCGGAGCCGGUCACUGCUCCAGGUGGAGGGGGUUGUUCUCCGGCGGGCGGCGGCUCAGUGCCUGUGCUGUUCUGCUUCUCCGUCUUCGCGCGGCCCUCCACCGUGCCGCACGGCGCCGGGUACGAGCUGCUGAUCCAGAAGUUCCUGAGCCUCUACGGGGACCAGAUAGACAUGCACCGCAAGUUCGUGGUGCAGCUCUUCGCCGAGGAGUGGAGCCAGUACAUAGACCUGCCCAAGGGCUUCCUGGUCAGCGAGCGCUGCAAGGUGCGCCUCGUGCCGCUGCAGAUACAGAUGACGACUUUGGGCAACCUGACCCCCUCAAGCACUGUGUUUUUCUGCUGUGAUAUGCAAGAGCGAUUCCGGCCUGCCAUCAAGUACUUUGGUGAUAUCAUCAGCGUGGGCCAACGGCUGCUCCAAGGUGCACGGCUCUUAGGAAUUCCAGUUAUUGUAACUGAACAGUAUCCCAAAGGUCUUGGCAGCACUGUGCAAGAAAUUGAUUUAACAGGAGCUAAACUUGUACUUCCUAAAACAAAAUUUUCAAUGGUGUUGCCAGAAGUCGAAGCAGCUUUAGCAGAGAUCCCUGGAGUCCGCAGUGUUGUCCUGUUUGGAGUAGAAACUCAUGUCUGCAUCCAGCAAACAGCACUGGAAUUAGUUGGCAGAGGUCUGGAAGUUCAUAUUGUAGCUGAUGCCACCUCAUCAAGAAGUAUGAUGGACAGAAUGUUUGCUCUUGAGCGUCUUGCUCGCACUGGAAUUAUAGUUACUACUAGUGAAGCUAUAUUGCUGCAGCUGGUAGCUGAUAAAGAACACCCAAAAUUCAAAGAAAUCCAAAAUCUCAUUAAGGCGAGUGCCCCUGAGUCAGGGCUCCUUUCCAAAGUUUAAAGAGGGUUUGGAGGAAGCAGAUCUCAUCAUCAUCUUUAAGAAGGAAGGAAAGCUAUGAGCAGACAUGUACACCAUCUUUCACCCAAAGUUUGGUAGAAGUGUAAAAUUAAAAAUUUACAUACUCGUGUUUGCCUUAGCAAAAUUGUCUGGUUAUACGUCUGGCUACCAGUAUGUUCUGUUUAGUUACAGCUGUCAGAGGCUUUGGUUACCAUAGGACCCUUUCAUUGUCAAAUUUCUUUCUUUAUUUAAAAAACAAAAAUUAACAGAGGUGCCUGCUAGUCUAAACUAUACACUGAUUGUAACAGUUCCAAAAAGUGCAUAUUUCUGUGACACCUCUUGAUUGUGCACUUUGUAAAAGCGUUCUGUGAUAGUCUGUUUUACUUUUGUAUUAAUAGAAGAUGUUUGCAUAGUGGAUAAAUGUGACAUGAUACAUUUUACUGUUCUAUGUAAGUGAAGUAUUUUAGUAGGGGAGAACUUAAAACCAAGUAAGAUACAUGGAUUACAUGUGAACUUUUGUUCUCUAGGAUAAAGUUUAAGCACUUUGCUUUGUAGACAAGACACAUAGAUCAAGCAGCAGCUGAUGUUUGAUUGCUCUAGGGAACUGAAGCCCGCAUCAUGACUUUCAACUACUCUGGAAUUGCCUGCCCAACCUUGUACUUCAGUUAACUGUAUGCAGACAGAAAACUGACAUUUAAUGAGUUCUUCCUAAACUGGUGUAAAGUCCUUCAGAGAUAGCAGAAGAUUACCAAAAUGUAAAAAAAAAUUGGCAAUGCUAGGGAUGAUAAAGAAUAAAAACUUCUCAGCUUUGAGCUGAAUCUACUACUGUAUUUGGGGUAGGGGUUACCCCAUUUUAGUUAGAUUGAAUAAUUCCAUUUGGUUUACUCAUUUGGCCAAGCAAGCUCUGAAAGAAACCUUAGCUUCUCUAGGUUGUUGCACUUUUUUUGUGGGCUGCAGUUGUGUGGAGUUUAACAUCUUUAACUUAGUGAUAUAUAUUUUUUUCUGCCUAGAACCAAUAUUUUUAACACAUGAUAGAUCAGAAAAGCACUUCCUUCAUGUUCCAGUGAUUUAAACAAUGUUGUAUUGUUACAUUGUGACCAAGACUUUUUUUUUUUUUUUUUUAAAAAGAGUACUGGAAGAUGUCCUGCUGAACAGUGGUCUUUUUGGUAGAAAACCAAUUACAGUACACGUAUUGUUUUAAAUUGCUUAUUUUCCCCACAAGAUGGCUCUAAAAGAAUUGUUUCCAAGACUUAUAAUCUUCCUAUGUUCAAAACAAAUAAAAUGUUAACAUUCGCUGUC